Messenger RNA from Dermacentor andersoni, 3238 nucleotides. RefSeq lists its product as uncharacterized. Lineage: Eukaryota; Metazoa; Arthropoda; Arachnida; Ixodida; Ixodidae. The record is from RefSeq and is a predicted model, not a curated record.
GACUGCACGCAAGGCGAUCCACCUGACGUGCAAUGUGCUAUGGGAGGUGCUGUCCCCUGUGUACAUGAAGCCUCCAACAGAGGGAGAAUGGAGGGACAUCGCCUCAGGAUUUGGCAGUCGCUGGCAGUUCCCGAAUUGCCUGGGUGCUGUGGACGGCAAGCACGUGAGGAUUAGAUGUCCAAGAAAGGCUGGGAGCCUGUACUUCAACUAUAAGGGCACCCACUCCAUUGUCCUCAUGGCUGUGGCAGACAGCCAGUACCUGUUUCGCCUUAUUGAUGUGGGCGCACCUGGGAGGUUUAGUGAUGGUGGAAUUUUCAAGGAUUCCCCCAUUGGCAAACGACUGCACGAGGGCAAGCUCAAUCUGCCUCGGGCAGCUAAGCUACCAGGCUCCGAGAGAAUUUGCCCUCAUGUGUUUGUUGGCGAUGAAGCCUUCCAGCUGCGCCCCGACUUCAUGCGGCCACUACCAGGCACCCGGACUAAAGCUGAGGAGAUCAUCUUCAACUACCGCCUCAGUCGUGCCAGACGAUGUAUAGAGAACGCCUUCGGGAUUCUCGUUUCCCGCUGGCGGAUAUACGAGAGGCAGAUGAACCUGCAGCCGGAAAAUGUGGAGAGUGUUGUGAAGGCAACCUGCGUACUUCACAACUUCUUAUCUGUAACGUCCAGCGCUUCAGCGACCUACUGCCCACCUGGAUAUGGAGACUGCCAGGACAUGUUCGGGUGUGUCCGUGACGGCACUUGGCGACAAGAGGCGGCAACUGCUGCUGUGUUCGGUUUGCAGGGAGCAAAGGCCCGCAACUGCACGAAUGCUGCUAAUUCGGUGCGCAAGCAGUUCAUCGAGUACUUCAAGGAUGAAGGGCAGGUGUCUUGGCAGUGGAACCUGCCAGGGGUGACAAGCUUGUAGGAUGGUGUAGACCUGGCCGCCUCAAGGCCAAGAACACGUGCUGCUGGACUCCAUGAAGAACCCAACAGCCCUCUUCAGGGCUACCUACUUAAUGCUUUGGCAGCGAGCCGCUGGAUUUACGAUAUUCUGUUCUGUGGCCCUUCUGUGUAUUUCAUUUCGUAUUGCUUAUUUCUGGAAUGCAGUGAUAUCGGUUAGGUGAACGAGUGCAAUUCAGUGUAGUUGUGUUAAAAGAUCAUUCAAGGAAGACAGGCAUUAUGAAGGUGGAACUAAAUUUUUUACUUGCGUUAUUUAGGUGUCUCGCAUCAUCGCAACAGUGACAAGUAUCUGAAAUUCGUUUAUUGGCCCGAACGCAUUACAAAACUUGCCUGAAUUUGACAUGGUAAACAGGAAGCACUAUAGUCGUAAAUGACAAAGACAAUGGUGUUCACAAGGUCCUGUGCAAGGAAACAAAAGUAAUCAAUGCAGUGGUAACCUAAAAAGUAAGUGGGGUGGUCUGCUGGUCAAGUUGGUGCGUUGUGAAAGUGUGAUGGUUCCAGUAACACAAAAAAUAUGGCAGCACAAGUACAAGGAACAAAGAUUUAAAUCAAACAAUAUGCCCCCAAUACCUGCCACGCAGGUGGUCAACAUGGUAUCUUUAGUGCCUUGUUUAAACACACAAUCCUUUAUCGGUGAGUUGGACCAAAAACUAGUUAGGAAGGGUAAACUAGAAAUAUUUUCCAAAUACCACAGGAAUGGCCUUAAUAUUGCACAACAGUGCAUAUAUACAGCAAACCAUUACGGUCUACUUAAUAAGGCCUAGUUCACAUUAUCACAGCAUUACCAAAUUGGGAGAUGCAGUUCACGUGUACGAAGAAACAGGCGAGGCAAGGAAACAACACAGUAAUGGCCUUGCUAUUGCACGAAAGUGUAUAUAUAAAGCACACCAUUACAGUGUACUUAAUAAGCCCUAGUUCACAUUAUCACAGCAUUGCCAAAGUGAGAGAUCCAAUGACCGUAAUACUGCACAACAGUGCAUAUAUACAGCAAACCAUUACGGUCUACUUAAUAAGGCCUAGUUCACAUUAUCACAGCAUUACCAAAUUGGGAGAUGCAGUUCACGUGUACGAAGAAACAGGCGAGGCAAGGAAACAACACAGUAAUGGCCUUGCUAUUGCACGAAAGUGUAUAUAUAAAGCACACCAUUACAGUGUACUUAAUAAGCCCUAGUUCACAUUAUCACAGCAUUGCCAAAGUGAGAGAUCCAAUGACCGUAAUACUGCACAACAGUGCAUAUAUACAGCAAACCAUUACGGUCUACUUAAUAAGGCCUUGUUCACAUUAUCACAGCAUUACCAAAUUGACAGAUGCACUUUGCCUGCAUGAAAAUACAGGGAAGGCACGCAAACAUACAAAAUUUGAAUGACAGGUAAUUCCACAACAUUGCAUACCACCAGAAGAAUCCAGUGUUAUGAAACAAGUUUGGUCACAGCAGUAAAACAUGACAACAAACCUUUUCAGUGUGGAUUUUCUCCACUGAUUGGGUGACUAGUUCAAUAAAUAGUAACGCUUGAAAAUAAUUUAUCAACUCUUCCCAGGUAACAACAGUUGAAUGAAAAAUAUAUAGAUAUAUAUAUCGCAACUUGCUGUAGUGACUUAGUGGUCGUGGAGUUGUGUUGCUAAGCAUGCUGUUGCGGUUUCGAUUACCGUUUGCACUGGCCGCAUGUUAUAAGGGGGGUGGAACGCAAAAACUUUGUGCACUUGGAUUUAGGUACAUGUUAAAGAACCCGAGGCUGAGAAAACUGAAAAAAACUGAAAAUUGUGUACUAAAAAGGAUACUUUCCUUGCCUAAACACUGAAGUAUGCAAUGAAAAAGAAAACAUUAAAUUAAAUUUCAAGCGCUAUUAGUGUACUUAUUAACAUCUCGCAGCAUCUCCAUCUGCAUUUCGUCACGCAGCCUCAGAGGUACACGCUUCAUUUUUUCUCCCAGAAAUGCGGCAAAGUGAUCAAUUUCAUCAUACUCCUUCUCCAGAAUUUUGAUGAUGUUGUCAAUUUGCUCAUCGUAUUUAUCUUUCUUCCUUUUCUUUUUUGGUGGCUGCGGCUCCGGCACUUCGACACACACGUCAACAAGGCUCGCUGCCUCUGUUCGGUCACAUGCACUGGCCUCGUCAUUACCCUCGUCCUGGUACAUCGCCGUAAAAAUUUCUUGAGCCGACUCGACGUGGCCAUUUGCACUGGCACUUUGCCAUUCAUCUGCUGGUGGAGCCGUGAGGUUCCCCGAUGUCCUGGAGAAAACAAUGUUGCAUGUUUUAAGUUAGGUCUACUAAGCACUGCUUUCAUCAGAAAAAGCUCAAUUGUCAU